Anopheles maculipalpis is the source of this 371-nucleotide messenger RNA. Its product is annotated as transmembrane protein 14 homolog. Gene Ontology annotation, biological process: regulation of heme biosynthetic process. NCBI's taxonomy places the organism in Eukaryota, Metazoa, Arthropoda, Insecta, Diptera, Culicidae. The record is from RefSeq and is a predicted model, not a curated record. The transcript is spliced from 2 exons. Gene Ontology annotation, cellular component: mitochondrial membrane. Bases 10 to 348 code for a protein of 112 amino acids.
CCUCUAAAAAUGCCGGUUGAUGUGCUUGGGUUUGCUUACGCUGCCACGGUGGCCGCCGGUGGUAUCGUCGGGUACGCAAAAGCAGGUUCAGUCCCUUCGCUAGCAGCCGGUCUUACGUUCGGUGCACUGCUCGGGUAUGGUGCGAUGCUGUCGUCGGAUGAACCGCCACGACCUCUGCUCCAGAUCGGUACGGCACUGGUGCUGGCCGGUAUGAUGGGUUCGCGGUGGGCCCGAUCGGGCAAGUUCAUGCCGCCGGGCCUGAUCUGUGUGAUCUCUUGUGCAAUGCUGGCCCGUGGUCUUAUCUACCACAACCGUUAUCUACCGAUGAUUGGUGCGAAGCAUGACUAAGACGAUAGCUACGGUGGGCGGGC